Molecule: messenger RNA, 1577 nt
Organism: Durotheca rogersii
Lineage: Eukaryota; Fungi; Ascomycota; Sordariomycetes; Xylariales; Xylariaceae
Exons: 11
Coding region: 213-1340 (375 amino acids)
Molecular function (GO): oxidoreductase activity
Source: RefSeq, a predicted model, not a curated record
CUGAAGGCUGUACGUGGAUCGACCUAUAUGCCUCAUAAACCCCAAUUUCAUUCGCUGCAAGGUUUAGGACGCCCGUGUUUCUAUCGAAGUUACUUUAGAGCCACCGGUGUAUACUAUCAGUUAGCUCACCAAGCAACCAUGUGAGAUUACCACGCCGCGGUCAGGGCCAGGGGGUAUAAACUGGCUAGUGUCUAGUUCCCGACCUGCCGGGUAUGCGAAAUGCAUCGUGGGAGAGUUACGCGCUCGUCGGUUGCGUUACGAUGCGGGCCUCUAUUUUAUGUCUGUCUGUCCCCCUUGCAAUUACGAGUGGUGUCCUGGGCCGACCGGCGUCGAGACAGCCUGCAGAAAAAUGCGAGACGCCUCUGAUUCGGAGAGAAUGGUGUGUUUCAGUCGACGGUAAACAGGACUUCAUCUCGGCGGUGAAGUGCCUCCAAUCCCGACCGGGGAACACAUCCGACACAUUUUCCGGAGUCAAGUCGCGAUACGACGACUUCCUGGCAUUGCAUAUCACUAAGACUGAUUAUGUGCAUUGGGUGGGGCAUUUCCUCCCAUGGCACCGAUACUACUUGUGGAAAUUUGAACAAGCUCUCCGAAAGGAAUGCUCUUAUGGAGGUUCCCUACCAUACUGGGGCUGGGCGCAGGACUCUGACAACGAAACCUCCAUCCUAAAAUCACCAAUCUUCCAUCCUGACACCGGAUUUGGAGGGAAUGGUCCCUAUAUUGAGGACGUCAGCUACUUCCCAGAGGAGUGGCAAACUGGGAUAGACAUACCCGGGAGGUCAGGUGGAGGAUGUAUUGCGGACGGACCCUUCGCAGGAUCGAAUAUCUCCAUGGGGCCUGGGAACCAUACCGAAUACAACCCGCAUUGUCUUCGAAGAGACAUGAGCCCCUGGCUGAUGACUCAGUCGUUGAAUAAAAGCACUGUCGAGUUCAUAUUAAACUCGACUGAUUAUUUUGAACUCGACCAUAGGAUCGAGGGCCUAGAGCUGGGGCUCUCCGGGAUAUCAAUUCAUGUUGGUGGGCAUCUAGGUAUAGGCGGAAAAAUAGGAGAAAUGUCAAACACAUACUCUUCGCCAGCAGAUCCUAUCUUCUGGCUUCAUCAUUGCGCCAUAGACCGCCUAUGGGACACUUGGCAGAGAAAAGAUUGGCAGAAGAGAAAGGUGGAUAUAGGAGGACCCGAUACACAAUGGGCAUAUCCAUACGACUAUUAUGGCGAACUGCCAUAUGAAAACGUCACCCUGGACUUUGUAAUGAAUUUCGGUAAGGUGGCCCCGGAGGUAAAGAUACGUGAAGUUAUGGAUAUACACGACGCGCCAUUUUGUAUUGCAUACACAUCGUGAGAGCUGGCUUGGCCCAGCCUAAUGACGGUUACUAUAUAGGUGAUAAUGGUGCAUAAAAGGGUUCAGCUUAGGUCGGACAGCUUUUGGAAGAGAAAAAAAAAACAUCGAUACGCAUCUGUAUUUGAUGAGUCGGGCCAGUUUGUCAUUUCACCCGCAAUCUAGAGGCGGUGAUCGGGAGGCGGUGAGGAUAAAGUAGUACCUAUGUAUUUGCCUCGUCGCUCUUUUCCUCAUCCAGCC